GCUGUGUGAAACUGCGAGUACGUCGAUGGUGUGCACGUAUUCGUUGAAUUGUAGUUUUUCAGCAGGAAUUGAAACUAUUUGCAUUGAAAAACUUUGCCUCUGGCGGGUUAUUCUAAUUUUUCCGUUCUAAAAUGGUGCAAAAAAAGAUACAUCAUCCGGAAAUGCGUACGACGUAUCUCAUAAAACCUGGGCAGACGCUCGAGGCUACCAAAGUUUCCGAAAGAACUCGGGCGUUAGUAGUGACGAAGGAUACCUUUCAGCGUUUCACGGAUUUUACUACGGAGGAGGAUAAAAUAGUAGCCCAACGAGAAAAGGAAGCUGCAAAAGUAGCAGCACUGAAAAAAGCGACUUACGAGAAAAGUAAAACGUGGGACAUCACAAUAGAAAACAUUACGGCAAGACGGCGGGAAGAAUUAUUGUCAAAGAAGCAAAAGGCCGAGGAGGAGAGGAGAACGUUCGUGAAGGAAAUGACGGAGAAAAAGUUGGCGGAGCGUGCAGAGGUGGUGCAGCAAGCAAGGAAAUUGCUCCAGCAAAAGAGGCCUUUGUGCCGACAGAUUAAUCGCGCUCUCCUCGUCUCCGAGUGUCUCAGGGAGCUGGACGCCCAAGUGGCGUUUCAAAUGGUUACUAGAGCGAUGGACAAGGAACACGAUGUGAGAUAUGCUAAUUCGAUUAAGACAGACGCCGCGAAAUACGAGGAGCUGAAGAGACAAGAAGCGGAGGAACGUGCGAGAAAAACGGGAGAUUACAGGACUGCAUUGAAGAAACAGAUCGAAGAGAACGAACGAGACAAUAAGCUGAAAGUAACGAAGGAAUUGGAGGCUGAAAAACAGGAUCAAAGAAAUGCGAUCCGAGAUAUGCAACUCACGAAAGAGAAAGAGAGGCAAGAUAUAUUGAACAAAAAGAAGAGACUUCAGCAAUUUUUCAAGGAAGCGAUAGAGGAGAAGAAACGAUUUGAACUGGAAUUGAAGCGCAAUGAGGAAUUAGAUGAUCGAGCAUUAGAAGUUUAUCGGGAGGCUAAACAUGGAAUACAGAAAGCUCAUAAAUCGUUAGCGCUGAAGGAAAAGGAAGAGAAAGCGCGUCAGAUGCAGAUUAUAGCGGAGCAACGCGUUUCGACGGAGCAAACUCGCGAGGCUAAAGAGCGAGACAUCCUGGAAAAAGCUGUCGAAGAAAAAGAGGCAGCUGAGGUGGAAAAGCAAAAAGCGCAAAAGGAACGAGAAGAGAAGAUGCGCGCUCUCGUGGUGGAAUAUAGGCUUCAUGACGCAGCAGUGAAGACGAGGCAAAGACAAGAGGAGAAGGAUCUGAGAGCUUGGGAGAUGAUGCAGAGAUUUAAGAGAAAUGAGUAUGACAAGCAGACCGACUUAGAAGAACGCAGGCAACAGUGGCAACAAAAAUUGGAAUAUGGCAACGAAUUGCGGAAAGAUAUCGAAGGGAUGACAAGAAGAGUCGAUGACAAACGCGAAAAGGGAGUUCUGGAAGUCGAAGCGACUAAAGCCGCGAUCGAGAGAGCCAACCGAAGGAUUUUGCUUUACAGCGACGAAGUGUUAGAAGAGUCCCGGGGUGUGAGACCGCUUUACCCGAUCAUGAAAGCUACAGAGGCAAUUAAAAGGGAAAUGGGGUUAACGUCGAACAAGAAGAAACUCGAGGAGUCGGCCAUUAAAGCUGAACGGCCGAGGAGAAAAUACAGGGGCCGUCGCUGCAUGUGCCCGAAACCUGUUCCGGUUGAUCAAAUAUAUUAUUUGCAGUAAACUGCCGUUUGCAAUAAAGAGCGUUAAUUUGUAAGUCGUCCGCAAUUACCACUCAUCCGUCCGGUCAUUACGUCAUUUAUUCGAGACGUUACCGAGUUAUUUUCACAUUGCACCGUCCAGCCUCGGGCGUUUCGAUUCACGCAAAAAUCGGAUCGUUGGAAACAAAGUUGUCCGUGUCAAGACGUGAUAUUUACCAGCAAUUUACGAACAAAGAAAUCGCCAAAUUGUGAAAGUUCGAGGACUCUCACGGCUUAUUACAGUGGGCACUCGUUACACAUAUCGAAAUAUUAUACUCCUUUCCCGAGCAAUUAAAUAAGUUGGCUGGAACAGGUUUCUCGGGAACACGUUUUGUCUCACGUGCACGUUCAAUUAACAAAAUACAUAAAUUAACAUGAACAUAUUGUGACAUUAUUUCUGUAAUACAGCAUGCAGUUUAAAAUACGAAAUAAUUUCUCAUAACAAUUAUAAAAUAUGAUACGUCGCAUAAACAAUAUAUAAAUGUAUCAAAUCCUUGUACUAGAAUAAAUCUGUCCGGAAAUAGCAAGCAAUCUCUG
This is a messenger RNA of Vollenhovia emeryi, 2299 nucleotides long. Its product is annotated as calponin homology domain-containing protein DDB_G0272472-like. The record is from RefSeq and is a predicted model, not a curated record. The coding region runs from base 132 to 1745 and encodes 537 amino acids. The transcript has 9 exons. NCBI's taxonomy places the organism in Eukaryota, Metazoa, Arthropoda, Insecta, Hymenoptera, Formicidae.